Oncorhynchus kisutch (coho salmon) is the source of this 837-nucleotide messenger RNA. RefSeq names its product butyrophilin subfamily 1 member A1-like. Gene Ontology annotation, molecular function: protein binding. The transcript has 3 exons. Bases 1 to 837 code for a protein of 278 amino acids. NCBI's taxonomy places the organism in Eukaryota, Metazoa, Chordata, Actinopteri, Salmoniformes, Salmonidae. The record is from RefSeq and is a predicted model, not a curated record.
AUGGCUAUGGUUUGCACUUUCGAGAAGUUUGAGGUUCUUGGUCCGUCUUGUGCCAUUGUUGCUGUGGCUGGUGAUGACAUUCUACCCUGUUACGUCAAACCCAACAUCAGUGCUGAGGACAUGAGAGUUGACUGGUUCAGAAUCAACCUCCCUGACCCUCAGUCAAACAUUAGAGUCCAUUUUUACCAAGACGGCAGAGACAAAUACCAUGAUCAGAUCCACUCCUACGAGGGAAGGACAUCGUUGUUUAAAACCUCUUAUGUGUUUCUGUCCACGGUGGAUGUGACUCUAGAUCCUGAUACAGCACAUCCCAAUCUCAUCCUGUCUGAAGAUGGGAAACAAGUUAUAUUUGGAGAUGUAUGGCAGGAUCUCCCUUACAACCCAGAAAGGUUUGAUACUUGUGUCAGUGUCCUGGGAAAGGAGGGUUUCUCCUCAGGGAGAUUCUACUAUGAUGUUCAGGUGAAGGGGAAGACAAGGUGGACUAUAGGAGUGGCCAGAGAGUCCAUCAACAGGAAAGGGAAGAUUACAGUGAGCCCUGAAAAUGGAUACCGGACACUUUGGCUUAGAAAUGGAGAGUACAAGGCUCUCUCUGGCCUCUCUGUCCCACUCUCCCUGAGAGAGAAGCCCAAGAAGGUGGGGGUGUUUGUGGAUUAUGAGGAGGGCCAUGUCUCCUUCUAUAAUGUGGAGGCCAGGUCUCAUAUCUACUCUUUCACUGGCUACACCUUUACUGAGAAACUUUAUCCAUAUUUUGGCCCCUGUCUUAUUGACGGAGGUAAAAACUCAGCCCCACUGAUCAUCACUCCUGUAGAUAUCACUGACUUUCAUAUCAAACAUUGA